ACGGCAUUUUUUUUCUUGCUCCACUAAAGCUGCUGCUUGCGGAGGUUUAAUGAUUUUUAUGAUUGGGGGGAGGGGGGAUUAUGUUAGGUGCUAGAUGUGAGAGCUCAUCGGGUAUGUGAAAGCAGGCCCAAUGUCAUGGAUAAAGGGAAUGAUGGCUCCAUGGCGUGAGAGGGUCAGGACAUCGUAAUGCCUGCACUUGUCGACGGAAGGGGAUUAAUAAAGCCGGCGAUCGAGGAGCAGAUCGGGAGUAGUUCGCGAGAGUUCCCGUCGGGCUUGUUGCCCAACGGCCGUGGCACCAACCGCGAAGCUCAUGAGGGUCCCCGUGCUGGGAAAAGAAAACGCAUCGACUAAAGCAGUGAUGACGGGAGCUGACCAGCUCGACUGGCUCGAAGACAUCUCGUUUCGACAUUGGCAUCGCUAUUAGCUCCCUGCACCCGCGCUGCCCGUUCGUCCCGUCGCUCCUUUUUGUUGUUUG
Messenger RNA from Gaeumannomyces tritici R3-111a-1, 475 nucleotides. RefSeq lists its product as hypothetical. The transcript is spliced from 2 exons. NCBI's taxonomy places the organism in Eukaryota, Fungi, Ascomycota, Sordariomycetes, Magnaporthales, Magnaporthaceae. The coding region runs from base 187 to 351 and encodes 54 amino acids. The record is from RefSeq and is a predicted model, not a curated record.